Molecule: messenger RNA, 1343 nt
Organism: Raphanus sativus (radish)
Lineage: Eukaryota; Viridiplantae; Streptophyta; Magnoliopsida; Brassicales; Brassicaceae
Product: ribonuclease MRP protein subunit POP4
Exons: 8
Coding region: 182-1081 (299 amino acids)
Biological process (GO): rRNA processing; tRNA 5'-leader removal
Cellular component (GO): ribonuclease MRP complex; ribonuclease P complex
Molecular function (GO): ribonuclease P RNA binding
Source: RefSeq, a predicted model, not a curated record
CAAAGCAUGUCACGUGAGCUUAUUAGGUUUCACGUGAUCAUCUCCCUUCUUUCCUUCUUCAAUAGAGAGACAUAUCUCUUGUACAUCGGCCGACUUCAUAAAAAAAUAAACUUUUCCUUCCGUUUACUCUCUCUUCCGGCCGAUAGAAACUCAGGUUUGGUGUUUUCAUCUGGGCUUGCAAAUGGCUACAGAGACGGUUGUUCAUGAUCCGAGAAAACGUUCAAUGGAUGCUAUCCAACAAAGACUUCAAAAAGAUCAGCUUCGUCAACAACAACAACAACAACAAAAGAAUGAUAAAGACAAGAAGGGAGCUUCUGAUGAUGCCAAUGUCUCUUCUUCUAAACAACCACUUAAAGCUCACUCACUGCCUCCUACUCCUCUUCCAAAGAAACCAAUUACAAAAGAUCCCCAGGAUGAUGGUUUUGCUGCGUAUAUAAAGUUGUCUUAUCCCGUUGAUGACAAGUUGUUGGCAACCAAUGUUAAGUUGUCUAGUGGAAAGAAAAAUAUAGCUGACAAGGUUUUGCAUACUCUCCUCCGAAGCGGUGACUCUGCUCAAAAGUACUUGCAAGGUAAAAAUGAGAAGAAGGUGGAGGAGAACAACUACAUCCUUCUUGACAAUUUUGUACAGUCACGUUCCUCCGGUUCUACCAAAGCAUCGCUGAUGAACUCUAAACGUUCUAAAACCCGCAUGUCUAUGAAGCGGCUCAAGAAAUCUGGUGCUUUGAAUUUGCCACAGGAUCUCCAAAAGUUUGAUUUGUAUAAGCCGAUGCAUGGUAUGUGGGAAAGUUACAUGAUGAAACUCAUCAAGGUGACCGGGAAGGCUCAGCUAACCUCAACUCUUCUAUCAGCAGAUCUUCACGGUGCUUUCAUGUUUGUUGCUGAAUGCAAGAUUGCAUCAUUCACUGGUGUACAAGGCAUAAUGAUCCGCGAGACAUCCCAAACAUUUGGAAUAAUCACAAGAGAAGAUAAACUUCGAGUUGUACCGAAGAAGCCUUCUGUCUUCAUCAUCCAACUCGACUGCUGGAAAAUCACAUUACAUGGAGACAAGUUUACUUCAAGAGACAGCGUUCUUCAACGUUGAUGCUGAAACAAAGCAUAAUCUCGUAGUAAGCGACUAUUGAUGACCACUGAAGCAUCCUUAGUCUUGCAAGAUUUUUACUUGGAAAGCUUUCCUGAUGUAUGUUUUUACUGUUUUAUGUUUAUUAGUAGAAAUUUAUAAAAACAGAGAAAUCGAUCUUGGUGACUGAUAAUGUUAGACAAAAGGCACAGUUAAAGAUUCCACUUCAGAACAGAGGGGGAGUCUUUUGACUUCAUAACUUAAAAAUGAUAAAACUUUAACUCUA